This is a messenger RNA of Rhinichthys klamathensis goyatoka, 1698 nucleotides long. RefSeq names its product DEAD-box helicase 19a (gene ddx19a). Gene Ontology annotation, cellular component: nucleus; cytoplasmic stress granule. Gene Ontology annotation, molecular function: ATP binding; RNA helicase activity; RNA binding. Gene Ontology annotation, biological process: poly(A)+ mRNA export from nucleus. The transcript is spliced from 12 exons. The coding region runs from base 48 to 1481 and encodes 477 amino acids. Lineage: Eukaryota; Metazoa; Chordata; Actinopteri; Cypriniformes; Leuciscidae. The record is from RefSeq and is a predicted model, not a curated record.
AGACUUAUCAAGACCGUUUAAUAGUUCAUAUAUCUCCGACAGAAGCCAUGUCAACCGAUUCGUGGGCUUUAGCUGUGGACAAACAAGAGUCUACACCCAAGUCUAUUAAGAACUCACGGGUUUUGGAAGCGGGAGAUGGAGCUUUAACGUUACAUGGGACUAAUGGUAAUGAUGUUGACAAACCCGAAGAAGAGGAAAAAGAGGACAAAGCCACACAGUCUCUCCUGAAUAAAUUAAUCAGAAGCAAUGUGGUCAACAACACAAACCAAGUGGAGGUUCUUCAGAGAGACCCAAACUCACCACUGUAUUCAGUCAAGACGUUUGAGGAGCUGAGGCUGAAACCUCAGUUGCUCAAAGGCGUCUAUGAAAUGGGCUUCAACAGACCUUCUAAAAUCCAAGAGAAUGCCCUUCCCAUGAUGCUCGCCGAACCACCUCAGAAUCUGAUCGCUCAGUCUCAGUCUGGUACUGGUAAAACAGCCGCCUUCGUGCUGGCCAUGCUCAGUCAUGUGGACCCAGGCUUAAAAUGGCCUCAGUGUUUGUGCAUUUCUCCUACAUAUGAGCUCGCUCUGCAGACGGGUAAAGUCAUCGCGCAAAUGGGCCAGUUUUACCCUGAAGUUAAACUGGCAUUUGCUGUUCGAGGACAUAAAAUGGAGCGUGGCGUUAAGAUCAAGGAGCAGAUCGUCAUCGGCACACCUGGGACAGUUCUGGACUGGUGCGUCAAGCUGAAGCUCAUCGACCCGAAAAAGAUCAAAGUGUUUGUUCUGGACGAGGCUGAUGUCAUGAUCGCCACACAGGGACACCAAGACCAGAGCAUCCGCAUUCAGAGAAUGCUAUCCAAAGGCUGUCAGAUGUUACUUUUCUCUGCUACCUUUGAGGACUCUGUGUGGAAGUUUGCCGAGCGGGUCGUGCCGGAUCCCAACAUCAUCAAGCUAAAACGUGAAGAGGAGACGCUGGACACUAUCAAGCAGUAUUAUGUGCUCUGCAAUUGCAAGGAGGACAAGUUCAGCGCGCUCUGCAACAUCUAUGGAGCCAUCACUAUCGCACAAGCUAUGAUCUUCUGUCAUACUCGAAAAAUGGCCAACUGGCUUUCCGGCCAGCUGUCUAAAGAGGGCCACCAGGUGGCGCUCCUCAGCGGGGAAAUGGUGGUUGAGCAGAGAGCAGCGGUUAUUGAACGUUUCAGAGAUGGCAAGGAGAAAGUUCUCAUCACUACUAAUGUCUGUGCAAGAGGUAUUGAUGUUGAGCAAGUGUCAGUGGUGAUCAACUUUGACCUUCCACUGGACAAAGAUGGCAAUCCAGACAACGAAACGUACCUCCACCGGAUCGGUAGGACCGGACGCUUUGGCAAGAGAGGACUCGCUGUCAACAUGGUGGACAGUCAGCGCAACAUGGAGAUUCUCAAGACAUACGAGAGGCAUUUUAAUAAGAAAAUUGUGAGGCUGGACACGGAUGAUCUCGACGAAAUUGAAAGAAUCGCCAACUGAAGUGAUGAAGAGCGAAAUCCACAUAAUUUGCAUAAAAAUCAGUUCUGCUGUUACCUUAUGAUGUUUACAUCGAUUAUCGGUGCAUAAUCAAAAGAAUGCGCUUCGACUAAAGCUUAAUGCCAAAUAGUUUUGAUUCUAACCUUCUAGUUAUUACAGGACCUUUUGAGUCAGUUUGCAUUUGACAGAGUGUGUUUUGAUUUAGAAGUGAAUUGCAAUA